AUGGCACAACAGACAACAGCCCUUCUAUACAUCCUGGUAUCCCCAGGCUCCAGAACCGCAGAGGAUGUAUCCACCUGGUUCAACAGCCCCUCGAUACGCGGCAUCCCGGGAAUCAAAACCGCAACAGAAUACGGCGCAAUAGACUCGCAAAAGCCGGAGUUGUUAGCAGUCUACGAACUCUCAAACCCAUCCGCAAUCCAACUCUCCUCCCUAGAAACGACCGUCGCAGCAUCCGGUUUCGAAGUUGAGCUGCGACUCUACAACAUCUUCAGCGCAAAAACAUCACCGAAUUAUGCCACCGCACCACCCGACCGCAUAUUCCGGACUCUGGGUCUCCAACCAGGUCCAACCCUGUCCGAAGAUGCCUACAACGCCUGGUACGAGCAGGAACACGUCCCGCUCCUCUCCGCCGUUCCGGGGUGGCUCAAGUCAACGCGGUGGACGCUGAAGGAGGGUAUGCGCUUCGAGGCCGGCGGGACGCGCAGCGAUAAACCGACGUCUCGGUAUCUUGCCAUCCAUGAGUAUGAGAGCAUGGAGUCGUUUACGAAGCCGGAGUUUAAGACCGCGACGAGUACGCCCUGGCGAGCGAAGAUUCUGCCCGGGAUUGAUGGGGAGGUGGAUGAGAGGAGGAAUUUUACGCCUCGAAGGACAAUUAUUUAA
This is a messenger RNA of Aspergillus puulaauensis, 660 nucleotides long. RefSeq lists its product as uncharacterized. The transcript has a single exon. NCBI's taxonomy places the organism in Eukaryota, Fungi, Ascomycota, Eurotiomycetes, Eurotiales, Aspergillaceae. The record is from RefSeq and is a predicted model, not a curated record. Bases 1 to 660 code for a protein of 219 amino acids.